This is a messenger RNA of Rhopilema esculentum, 3317 nucleotides long. The record is from RefSeq and is a predicted model, not a curated record. Lineage: Eukaryota; Metazoa; Cnidaria; Scyphozoa; Rhizostomeae; Rhizostomatidae.
UGAAGUAUCCGGGCAUUUCUUCACACCAAUCGAAAAAGCGCGGUAAAUAUAUGGCCUACUUCAAAGCAGUCAUUCGGUAAUUGCACCCGAAUGCAUGGCAUCAGGAUAUUUUCAACGGCUUAAUUCAAAACCUGUUGAACUCAUGGAACCUGCUGGCCGAUAUCUUACUUAAAAAUCCUGCACUUGAAGCAAAAAACUGCGGAUCGAGAAUGAGAAGGAGCUCUGCACCAAGUUUUUUUGGAAAGAGGAAGCAGGAGAGUGAAAAUGAAGAUUGUCAGGAUAAGAAAAGAUCUAGUUUAAAAGCUCACGACUCAUCUCAUGGCAUGAUUAAUAAAAAGGCAGUGCACAACAGUUCUCUCUAUAUAUCAGUUUAUCGCAAACCAUUAACAUCCAUUAACACACCUAUAAAGAAAUCAGAUGAUACAGAGACCACUGAAGUUUCCAGUCAUGAGACACUUAUUAGAAGUAUUUUAUCAAAGCCUUUCAAAGUUCCUAUGGCUAGCUAUCAAGGAUCUGGGCUGUCAAAAAGUCUAGGAAUGCGAAGAAAAGUUUUGAAAUGCUGCUUGCAUGACCCAUUUGCUGAUGGAGCUCUUGUUCUUUACAUCCCACCUGAAAUUUCUGCCCAUGAUCAAAUAAAUAUCUCAGAAGACCAAAAACUAGUUCAUGUUGUGGUGGACCCUGUUUUGUCAAAUGUGCUUAGGCCACAUCAACGCGAGGGUGUUAAAUUCAUGUACGACUGUGUGACAGGAACACGAAUUUCAGAUAACUUUGGUUGCAUAAUGGCGGAUGAAAUGGGUCUUGGCAAGACACUGCAAUGUAUAACCCUCCUAUACACUCUUUUGCGACAAAGUAAAAAAGGAAUUCCAGAAAUAUCAAAAUCGAUUAUAGUUUGUCCAGCCAGUUUGGUCAAGAAUUGGUACAACGAGAUAGCAAAGUGGUUGGGUCGGAGGGUUUUGGCGAACGCAAUCGAUUCUGGAUCUAAGGAUCAAAUAGACCAAACACUGAAGCAAUUUAUGUCACAGCAAGGAACUCGUGUUCCGACUCCUGUUUUGAUCAUAUCAUACGAAACAUUUCGCUUGCAUGCUUCUGUGUUACACAAAUCAGAAGUUGGAAUGCUUAUCUGUGACGAGGCUCAUCGUCUUAAAAACCUUAACAACCAAACAUACGAGGCUCUCAAUUUACUCAAGACAAAGAGGCGGAUAUUGAUAUCAGGAACUCCAAUCCAAAACGACCUGCUUGAAUACUUCAGUCUCGUCCAUUUUGUCAACAGUUCCAUGCUAGGUGAAGUAUCCGAAUUCAAGAGGAAAUAUGAAAACCCAAUUCUGAAAGGAAGGGAUUCUGAUGCCACUGAUGAUCAGAAGAAGAAAGGGGAAGAGAAACUUGCAGAGCUGCUCUCAAUCGUUAGUCGGUGUAUAAUUCGACGAACAUCCGCAAUUUUGUCAAAAUAUUUACCCGUGAAAGUCGAACAAGUUGUCUGCUGUAAACUGACUCCUCUGCAAGUUGCUAUGUACAAAGCAUUCUUAAAUUCAAAAGCUUUAAAACUGCAAAUGGCAGCCAAUCAAUCAUCAAAGAUGUCUGCGUCAUCGCUGGCUUUUAUAACCCAGAUUAAGAAACUUUGCAACCACCCGGAGCUGAUUUACGACAAAAUGAAGCUACAUGAAAAUGGCCUUCACGACGUUAUAGACAUAUUUCCAAAAGAUUUUAGUUUAAAGCAGUUUCGUCCAGAUAUGUCCGGAAAGAUGCAAGUGCUUGAUUAUAUACUUGCAAUGACAAAGGCAACGUCAACAGAUAAGGUUGUGCUGGUAUCCAACUAUACACAAACAUUGGAUUUGUUCGAGAAAUUAUGUCGUAUGAGAGGAUACGUAUUUGUGCGUUUGGAUGGCUCGAUGUCAAUUCGAAAGCGCAUGAAAAUAGUUGAUAGGUUUAAUAAUCCAGCGAGUGAAGAAUUCAUUUUCAUGCUGAGCAGCAAGGCGGGCGGUUGUGGAUUGAACUUGAUCGGUGCGAAUCGAUUGGUCAUGUUUGAUCCGGAUUGGAAUCCGGCCAGUGAUGAUCAGGCAAUGGCUAGGAUAUGGAGAGAUGGCCAAAAGAAGCAGGUUUACAUUUAUCGUCUUUUAUCGACUGGAACUCUGGAGGAGAAAAUUUUACAGCGUCAGGCACACAAGAAAGCCUUGAGCAGUUGUGUUGUGGAUGAGGAGGAGGAUGUUGAAAGACAUUUUUCGUUAAGCGAAUUGAAGGACCUCUUUACUUAUAACGAGGAAACUUUGAGCGAUACACACGACAGGUUCAAGUGUCGCAGAUGCGUCAACAACAUAGAAGCUCGUCCACCUCCUGAAGGAUCCGACUGUACCAAUAACCUAACUUGCUGGCAUCACUGCGCCAGCUCUAAAGGCCUCGCAGAUACCAUACUCAAAAGGGCUUGGGACGCUGGAGUUUCUUUUGUGUUUCAUCAGAAGUCUCACGAAAAACAACUGGGUAUUGUCUAGCUAAGAACAAAAGGAUCCUUUUUGCCAAGGAUAUGCUACCCUAAGCCUGCCAUAUUAUCCUUUCGUCAUGUCAUCUUUCUGACUUCAGUUUAUUCUGCCAUGCUGGCAUUCUAUUGCAAAAUUUGUUGAAGUGAAACAUACCCUCAGCUCCCUGUCAAUCAUCAGCCCCAACUCCCCCCAAUUGUUAAGACAGAUAUAAAACAUUACAAAAAGAACCAGAAUAAGAAAUUUCGAGGCGACAAAAUAAAAGCAAGGGUUCUCUAUUUCAUUGUAUUUCAUUGUACGAAAUUUCACUCCAGUCUUAUUAAAGUAUACCUCUGUCUAUGAAGGAAAUUGCAAUAUGAAAAUGGAAAAAUUCAAAUAUAAAUGCUGUGCUAAUCCAGCAACUGCGAAUUCAACUAGGACGCGUUUCGUUAAAUUGUGUUCCAAGACUAUCGUUUCACUUUAAUAAAAGAGUUUAACGUCGAUGCGGGGGAAGAAACGGUGACUGGGAGGCAGAUUGCUGUUAAAAACAGACUCAAAGUAGCAUCGUAUUAGAGUUUAAUCUUUCUGAGGUCCAGGUACAGGUAGGAAAUAGCAACCCCCAAAGCGUUAUCUCAGUGUAAGUUAAAUUUUCGUUUUAAAAUUUUCCCCAGAACAAUAAGUAGUAUAUAGAGUUAUAGUUUUGAUAUUUAAUGCAAUAAGAAUGUUUUUAAUAAGAUUUGGUGACAGAAAGAUGAAGUUUUUACCCAAUAUCGAUGAUUGUCGCAUCUCUCCAAAUAGCAGUAACCUAGACUAUUGUUGUUGAAUUUGUCAUAUUUAUUUUUCAACAUUCAGAUUUAAUUUACUUCUUCA